AGGUGGAAGUGCUGGUUGGAAGGCAGUAUGGGGCAGAGCUCGCUGUGCAGGUGGACGUGGAGGUGAAGCAGGCUGGGCAAGGAUACGGGGGCAGCCUGCUUACGCACAGGCAGACGCUAUACUGGGAUCACAUGGACGCUGCUCCGAAGCGCGUGUACGUCGACAUGGCUGCCAUAUCCUCCACGUGCUCGCGCGGGGUGGAGCGGGAGUGCCACGUGGACGUGGUGCUGGUGCGCCCGCGCCGCUGCCGAGUGGGCGCAUAUGGGCUCACGCACCUCGCCGUGCAAGUGCAGAGCAAGAAGAAGCCUGUCUCCGUGGUGCAGCCUGUGCACUCGUCAUAUGUCGUGUCUGAGAACCACAAGUAUGUGGACGUGGAGGUGACGCGCACACGCCACAGCACAUCGCCGCCAAGCAGCGUGGAUGUGGCGUUUGUGUCCAGCACGGGCUCACCGUUCAUCGACUUUCACUUCCAGGAGGAGCGCACGCUGACGUGGCAGCCGGAUGGCAACGCCACCCAGACGUUUCGCGUGUACGUGCGCCCCAACCACGAGCACGUGCCAAACGACACGGUGUACCUGACGUUUGUCAACCCAGAGCACAUGCAGCUGCCUGCCCAGGCGCCUAUGGUGGAGGUCGUCAUUCUAAACGCCAACGACAGCGAAAGCGUGGCUGAGCGCAACAUGACGCAAUCUGCGGCGUUUCGCCAGCGCAUCAUGCCGUGGCUGUCGGAGGUGAAGGACAUGCACGCAGCGCAGCGGCUGCUGGAGGCGUGGAACGCCUAUCCUGUCGAGGAAGGAGAGGUGGUGAUUGCACGUGGGCGUGUGCCGCGUUUUCUGGCCAUUGUGGCGGAGGGCACGUUUUCGAUCGAGGCGCCCAUCUUUGGGCAGCAGCGCACUCGAAAGGCGCGCAAGGGGGAUUUGGUUUCCUUCUUCUCUGCCGUCAAACGCACCAACAGCUCCACAGAGGUGAAGGCGAUGACAAAGGGGCUCCUGCUUGUCCUGGACCACCACGUCUUCCACCUCCACAAUAAAUCAGCGCACCAGGACAUCUACAAGGUGCUGAAGCACGAGUUCCUGCGGCAGACGAUCAUGGGUGAUGGGCGCCGGUUUCCGGUGGUCAUGGUUCCAGGGUUCAUGAGCACGCAGCUCGAAGCGUGGAAGCGGAAGGACUGUAACGGCGUCGACAUCGAGAUUAUGGACCAGGUGUGGUUGAGUCUGGAGCAGAUGAUGCAGACCAUCACGGUCGAUCGCUACUGCUGGCUCGAGUGUCUCGCCCUCGGCAUCAACCAGACGGACGACACGUGCAAGGUGCGGGCUGGCUCCGGCAUUGCGGCGAUCCGCGAACUCAACGCGAACAUUCGCGGGAUCACCACCAUCUUCAGGUCCAUCCUCACCUUCCUCGCGGAGAAAUGGGGCUAUGAUUCGCAGUCGCUGAUUGCGAUGCCGUACGACUGGCGCCUGUCCCCGGAUAUGCUGCAGCGGCGCGACAAGUUCUUCUCCACGUUCAAGGCCAAAGUCGAGAUGGCCGUCGCCGUCAAUGAGGCGCCUGCUGUGCUGAUUGCGCACUCGUUAGGCAAUCAGGUCAUUCUGGAGUUUUUCGCCUGGCUGGAGAAGGAGUUCCCGAAAUCGUUCCUGAAAUGGACAGAGAAACACAUUAUUGCGUAUUACGGGAUUGCACCGGCGUUCCGCGGUGCGACGCAGGCGGUGGUGGCAGAUCUCAUUGGUGACAACAUGGGUUUGCCCGUCACAAACUACCAGGCGCGUGUGUUUGGAUCGACUGUGGGCUCGUCGCCGUGGAUGUUUCCUGUCUCCGUCCGUACGCCAACGGCCGCAGAGUGGACGUGCAGUCACCCAUACUGCGGGGAGGGGGCGACGACGCUGCGACUGCGCCGUCCGCACACGCUCGACGAGCUCAAGACGCGUCGGGCAGUGCUGAACGAGUACGAGACCAUGUGCCAGGCGGCGCAGUGGCACACGCCGCUCGAUCAGCCGGAGGUCGAGCAGGCAGACACGUCGGACAUACGCGCGUUUCUCUCUGCAAACGGCACGGACGAGACGGGCGGGAUUGAGGAAGGGGGGUGGCCGCGGUACCUCAUCAACAUCACGCUGGGCAAUGGCACGGAGCUUGUGUUUGGCGUCAACGAUCUGCGGACGGGGAAACUGUUCCAGGACCUGGCGCGCUAUGGAAACGAUUCCCACGCGCAGCGCGUUGCAGACACCAUUCGACAUUUCUACACCAACAAGGAGAUAUCGUCACCGUUGGACCGGCUGCCGACGCGCCCGCCAAUCAAACACGUCGCCAUUGUGUACGGUGUGAACAGGAACACCCCAUAUGCCAUCCACGCCACGCAGACCAAAGGCACCGAUGAACUCACACUCACCAACCAGGUGUUGGAGAUGCAGAACGGUGAGCUGAGCAGCGGCAACAACGCGAGCAAUUCGCUGCGGUGUUCGGGCGAUGGCACCGUCCCAUAUGCGUCGCUCAGCUGGGUACAUGCGUGGCACCUCAGCCAAAGCGUCAGCAUCGUCCGCAACCAGCAGACCGUGCAGCCAUUCUUCGACCACGCAUUCAGCGAGUACACGCCCGAGCAAGUGAGUCGCGUCAUUGACACCGUCAUCCCGGAACACACCGUUUUUGACAGCGACAAGCACGGAUACCGGACGACGGUUGUGGAGGUGGAAGGGCUGGAGCACCGCGAUGCUGUGCGGACGACGUUCACAACAGAGCUCAUCGACAACCUGAUGCAAGAUCUGGUGCAAGUGAUUGUGCACGAUGCGACGAGCGAUGUGGAACUCUUGCAACGUGGCGUCAAGGAUAUAGAGCAGCCGCCAGCAACGACAACCAAGGCCGUCACAAAGCACCUGCGCAGCUUGCUGGCCGAACACAAGCACGAUGAGACUGCCCUGCAACGAAUCACAGACGUCAUCGCCUUUCUCGAGGACAAGCACUGACGUGUCUGUCUCUGUGUGUGCGUGUGUGUGUGUGUGUGUGUGCGUGUGUGUGACAAACUGUGUGCGUAUGUGUGACAAGCUGUGUGUGUGUUGUGUGUGUGUGUGUGUGUGUGUGUGUGUGUGUGUGUGUGUGUGUGUGUGUGUG
This is a messenger RNA of Salpingoeca rosetta, 3096 nucleotides long. RefSeq lists its product as uncharacterized. NCBI's taxonomy places the organism in Eukaryota, Choanoflagellata, Craspedida, Salpingoecidae. Gene Ontology annotation, biological process: lipid metabolic process. The record is from RefSeq and is a predicted model, not a curated record. The transcript is spliced from 14 exons. Gene Ontology annotation, cellular component: cytoplasm. Bases 132 to 2951 code for a protein of 939 amino acids.